GUCAGCUCCCUUAAUAAACAAAGGUCAGCUGGUUUCAGACCAUCAAAGCUGUCACACGGACAGGUGUGGCUCCUGAUGUGGAGAAAGGAAAACGAAACUAAACAUUCCUGGACAGUCAGCUUUUUUUCCGGGGUGGAAUAUUGUCAUUUCAUCAGAUUCCUUCGAGACGUGAACUUGACGUUUGUUAACAGCCAAACAUCGGACCUGAUCCAUCCAGUUUUUAUUUUUCGUUGCGCAGGUAAAGGUGAGACCUCAGUGAGGAGCUGCGCACAACACACGGAGAGCAGGAAGAUGUCUGCGGCGAGAAAGGAGCUGCAGGAGGCCUUGUGCCGCUACACUACAGACACCCUCACCUACAUCCACACAGCGAGAGGAUUCUGUGAGAUGUUCUCUAAAUGGAUGCUCUGGAGGGAGACAGAGGUAGAAAUGAUGGUGGACAUCAAAGACAGAGUUGACACGCUUGACCUAAGCAUCAGCCAUGUUACUAAGUCAGAGGACAAGGGUAAGGCCUUUCUGGAGUACAUGAAGAGCAAGGUGACUGUGAAUGUCGACAGCAAGCGCGCAGAGCUGGAGAACGAGCUGGUCGAAGUGCUGAAGGACACUACAGGCGGCCUGGAGAAUCUCAGCUGCUUCCUGGAUGCAGUGGAGAAGUUGGCAGUGACCUCACUGCACGUGUUCACGGAGAACCAGGUGUUACACCUGCCCGAAGGGAUCAGCCCUAAAUAUGUUCAGGCUGUCAUCGCGGCUGCACGACUAAUCUGCCCCCUGCUGCUCGAGUUUAAAAGAGAUGCAAAUGUCUUCUUCCUCCCCAAACUUCAGAAUGUGGAAGUGCUGGCAUAUCAGCUGGACAGAUACAUGCAGACCUCCAAGAUGAUCUGUGAGAAGUUGGACAAAAGCUGCUUCAGUGACUUUGACCUGAAGAUGUCCGUGGAAACUGUGGUUGACCUUGAUGUGGAUUUGUCCGAGGAUGACAUAAAGAGGAUGCUUGAUCACAUGAAUCUGCUUGAUGAAAUCAGGAUGAACGAGUGCUUCCGGACGGUGUUCCUGUUCCAGGAGGAAUUGUGUCAUGGCUUCAUCAGUGAGUUUGACGAGCGGCAGCCCAGGAUGCUGCAGUUUCUAAACGAGCUGGAAGAGACUGCUGUUCAGUUAGACAGAAUGAGUAAAGGGGCAAAGAUCUCCAGUGUGGCAGGCAGCUCAGUGGGGGCAGUUGGAGGUGUGCUGUCCAUUGUUGGUUUGGCAUUAAUUCCUUUCACAGCAGGAGUGUCUCUAGCUUUAACAAUGACUGGACUUGGGCUGGGAAUCACCAGUGGAGUCAACAGCGCUGUGACCACUGCAACAGAGGUUGGAGUAAAUGCUACACAACGGAAGAAAGCCAGUGAAGUCUUUCAGAACUUUAUGGAAGAUGUACAAAGUCUCCAGGAUUGUGUGCAGGAGGUGACCGAUCAGGCUCUCUCCAAAAUGGAAGCAAGUGACAUAGAUAUAGCUGUGGGAGUAGGCAGGAUUGCAGCUAAUGCUGGUAGUGUUGGAAGGUGUAUUGAUGCUCUUGUUGAUUCUGCCUCUGUAGUUAAAGUGUUAAAAAAUGAAGAGCUGAUCACAAGUGCUGGUAAAGUUGUGGCUGAGGAAGGAAAAGCGUUACGUAAUGCACCCAGGGUGGCCUCAGAUAUCCCAGAUAUUGGUCAGGCAGCAGCCAAAAGCUCCCUGGCUGUCUCUAAGUCAGCAAGAGCAGGUCUCAUUGCACUCAAUGCUCUCUUCCUCGGCAUGGACAUCUUCUUCAUCUGUAAAGACAGCAUCAGUCUGGCUAAAGGCAGCGAGACUGAAGUCUCACAGUUCAUCAGAGCCAGAGCUGCACUUUGGAGCUCGGAGAUGGACUCAUGGCAGAAGAUCCGCGACCUUCUCAAUGAAGGUCUGCCAACAUCAGAAAAAAAGAAAGCCGUCCUGGAGACUCCAAUUUAUCUGGAGAUGGAGGUGAAGAAACCGAGUGAAGCAGAAAGGGUGGAGCCAGCCGCUGAAAGCUGAUGACAAACUGAAAUCAGACAGUUUUGUAGUAAAGUUUGGAUCACUGAUACACACUCACAGUGACGCUCUUUGCUACUGAAACUAUCAUCAGAUUUUAGAUCAGUUUCAUGUGAACAAUGUUUGAGAACUGAACUCAGCUUAUAGCUUUCAGUUCAGCAACAGCAACCAGUGAAGCGUCAUCAUGCUGCCAAGAAGUAACUGAAAAACAGAGAAAUGUCUUCAUUUCAGGGUUGUGAUCCCUGCAUUACAAAGUAUCCUUGGAGAAAAUAGCUACAAUUCAAAAUCUGCUUAAUGUGUAUGAUUUGUACAUAACUCUGCUGCACAUUUACACAGUCAGCUAUAAAAACUCGAUUCAUGAGAUUAUUGAAGCAAGUAUGCAAUCAAAUAUAAAAUUACUUCCAGAUACAGAAUUUUUCUAUAUUUCUAUGUUAUCAAAAACAAACCGAUGAUAUAAAAUUCUGGUGUAUAUGUUUGAGAACUGAUGUCUCUGUUAAGUUUAACUGAAACACUAAUCACAUGUAAUGGACAUGUAAAUAUUAUGUCACAAUUUUGACUUUAUUUGUAAAGUUUUUUCAUUUACUAUCAUGUUUCUCUUU
Archocentrus centrarchus (flier cichlid) is the source of this 2612-nucleotide messenger RNA. RefSeq lists its product as uncharacterized. The transcript has 4 exons. Gene Ontology annotation, cellular component: membrane; extracellular region. The record is from RefSeq and is a predicted model, not a curated record. NCBI's taxonomy places the organism in Eukaryota, Metazoa, Chordata, Actinopteri, Cichliformes, Cichlidae. Gene Ontology annotation, biological process: lipoprotein metabolic process; lipid transport. Gene Ontology annotation, molecular function: lipid binding. Bases 76 to 2016 code for a protein of 646 amino acids.